Messenger RNA from Raphanus sativus (radish), 1069 nucleotides. RefSeq names its product 18.1 kDa class I heat shock protein. The record is from RefSeq and is a predicted model, not a curated record. Gene Ontology annotation, biological process: response to hydrogen peroxide; response to heat; protein complex oligomerization. NCBI's taxonomy places the organism in Eukaryota, Viridiplantae, Streptophyta, Magnoliopsida, Brassicales, Brassicaceae.
UUCAGUAUACUUGUUUAGUAAAUUGGUGUUUGUGUAAACCAAACGUGGCUGAGUUGUGGUAUAUUGUAUGUUCUAUUUAUGGUGUCAAGUAUGCCGAUAUAUUCUUAAUCAGGAUCUUAAGCAAGAUGGCCCUUUAUCAAAGAAGGCAAUCUUCAUUAUGCAAAAAACGGCACGUCGUUUAACUGUCUAGCUGAGGAAUGCACGUCGUCUUGUUUCAACAAACGAAACUUCUUGAAAUGCCAAGAAAAAUCCGGUCACUUUUAGACUAGAUACGAAGGUUUUAGAAAAAGAGCACUUUCUAGUUCAAGAAACUGGAAGAACGUUCUCUCUUCAUCCCCAACUACGUUAUAUAUAUGGACCCCUUCUAUGAUCUCAAAAUCAGAUCAAAGCAACAAGAAAUCAAGAAUCAAAGCGAAGUUAAGUCACUCGAGAAAACAACAAUGUCUCUAGUUCCAAGCCUUUUCGGAGGACGAAGAUCAAACGCUUUUGAUCCGUUCUCGCUAGAUGCAUGGGAUCCAUUUGAAGGACUCUUCACGCCUUCCUCCGCUCGUGACAUGGCAGCAUUUACAAACGCUAGAGUGGACUGGAAGGAGACACCAGAGGCACACGUGUUCAAAGCGGACUUGCCGGGGCUGAAGAAAGAGGAAGUGAAGGUAGAGGUUGAAGACAAGAACGUACUUCAGAUAAGCGGAGAGAGGAGCAAGGAGAACGAAGAGAAGAACGACAAGUGGCACCGUGUGGAGAGAGCAAGUGGGAAGUUUAUGAGGAGGUUUAAGUUGCCUGAGAAUGCGAUGGAAAAAGUGAAGGCGACAAUGGAGAAUGGUGUGCUCACGGUUAUGGUACCAAAAGCGCCUGAGAAGAAGCCUGAAGUCAAGUCUAUUGAUAUCUCAGGCUAAGCCAUUGUUCGUGAAUCGUGAUAAUGAAAAUUGAUGAUUUGGAGUGUGUGGAAUAAAACGUGUGUUUGCGUACAAAAGUUCGUGUGGUCUUUCUUUCUUUAUUUAUAAAUCAUAAUAAGACUAUUGUAAUGAAUAAGUGAAUGUUUAUAUAAGCAUACAAUAUUCGAAGCUUA